UGUCCAUUACAGCAAUUAGCAAACAACAAACACAUGAAUUAUAUCCCAUCUUCAUCAAUGGCUAUUUCUUGGCUCUUCCUCUUCACUCUCAUUUCCACUCUGCUCGCCAUGGCUCAUUCCUCAUCUGCUGAUCAACAUCAUGACCGAAAGGUUUAUAUUGUGUACAUGGGUGACAAGCCAAAAGAAGAAGUUUCCACAUCUCCUCUUCACCUAAAUAUGCUGGAAAAGGUCGUAAGCAGCAAUGAUAUUGUCCCAGCUGAAUCUCUCCUCCGUAGCUAUAAAAGGAGUUUCAAUGGUUUUGCUGCCAAGCUCACAAAGGAAGAAGCAGAUAAAAUAGCUGGAAUGAAGGGUGUGGUGUCAGUAUUCCAAAGUCGAAAAUUAAAGCUUCAUACAACAAAGUCAUGGGAUUUCAUUGGAUUCCCACAGCAAGUUAAGAGAACCAAAAUGGAAAGCGACGUCAUCAUAGGAGUGAUUGACACUGGAAUUUGGCCAGAAUCUGCUAGUUUUGAUGACAAAGGAUUCGGUCCACCACCUGCCAAAUGGAAGGGAACUUGCCAAGCCUCGUCCAACUUUACUUGUAACAACAAAAUUAUCGGAGCAAAGUACUACAAAGCCAAUAAACAAUUUUCAGAAACCGAUAUACAAUCACCAAGAGAUUCAGAUGGCCAUGGGACACACACAGCAUCUACAGCAGCCGGAGGCAUAGUGAACAAAGCAAGUGAAUUGGGAUUCGGGUUUGGGACAGCAAGAGGAGGAGUUCCAUCAGCUCGUAUUGCUGUCUAUAAAGUAAGCUGGUCUGACGGCAUUAAUGAUGCUGACAUUCUUGCAGCGUACGAUGAUUUAAUUGCUGACGGCGUCGAUAUAGUCUCGGCUUCUAUUGGACCAUCGUCGCCUGAAGACUAUUUCAUGGAUGGAUUGGCAAUUGGAUCCUUUCAUGCUAUGAGAAAAGGAAUAUUGACCUCUACCGCUGCUGGUAAUGAAGGUCCAAACCCUGCCACUCUCUCAGGCUUCGCACCUUGGCUUCUUUCUGUUGCUGCUUCCACUAUUAAUCGAAAGUUUUUGACCAAGGUUCGGUUGGGUAACAACAAGAUUUUUGGGGGUAUUCAUAUAAACCCAUUUGACCUCAAGAAUAAAACAUUUCCCUUAAUAUAUGGUUUAGACGCACCAAACAGCGAAGACGAUGUUAGUGGGGCUUAUUCCAGAUUUUGCCGCAAAGACUCGUUGGACAAAAAAUUGGUGAAGGGUAAAAUUGUUUACUGCGAUAGCAAUUUAGAUGAAACAGGACCCUUUUUGGCUGGUGCAGCUGGUUUUAUAGGUAAAGGCAGAGUUUUUGGAGAAGCAAGUUUCAAUAUGCCUUUGCCUGGAACUUACCUUAAUCAUAACGAAGCUAGUGAAGUUUACAAGUAUCUUGUAACCAGCAGCAAGCCUGUUGCAACCAUAUAUAGAAGUGAGGAGGUUACUGAUACACAGUCCCCUUACGUACCCUUUUUUUCAUCAAGAGGUCCAAAUCCAAUCACUCCCAAUCUUCUCAAACCAGAUAUAGCGGCCCCAGGAUCUCAAAUUCUAGCAGCGUGGUCUCCAAUGGCUCCAAUUACAGAAUUAGGUGUUAAAGGAUUGGGGUAUAAUAUAGAGUCAGGAACAUCAAUGGCUUGCCCACAUGCUACCGCUGCAGCUGCAUAUGUCAAGUCAUUCCAUCCUACAUGGUCCCCUGCUGCUAUCAGAUCCUCCCUCAUCACUACUGCUAAGCCCAUGAGUUCCAAGAUCAACCCUGAAGCCGAAUUUGCAUAUGGUGCUGGCCUGAACCCUGUCAAGGCUCCUUAUCCUGGUUUGGUUUAUGAUGCUGAUGAGCUUGACUAUGUAAAGUUUUUGUGUGGAGAAGGCUACAGUAAUGACGAAAUUUUGCAGUCCAUAACAGGGAAUGAUAAACUCAAGUGUUCCAAAGGGAGUAGUAGAUCAGCCACUGACCUAAAUUAUCCUUCCUUUGCUCUUUCAACCUUACCUUCACAAUCAAUCACUCAUGUAUUUCAUAGGACAGUUACAAAUGUUGGAUCAGCAAAUUCCAAAUAUAAAGCUAAAGUGGUUGCCCCGCAAGGAAUAAAUGUAAUCGUGAGCCCUAGCGUUUUAUCUUUCACAUCUAUUGGGCAAAAGCUAUCGUUUUCCGUCGAGCUGAAAGGGAAAAUAGAUGGAAUAAUUGCCUCUGCUUCUUUGGUGUGGGAUGAUGGCACUUUCCAAGCGAGAAGCCCCAUCGUUGUCUAUAUUGCUCCGUGAAUUGGUGUUGAUGAUGCAUAUAUGUAUGAGAGAACUGGUUGCAACAUAAUAGGUUGUCUAUGUUGCACCAUGAGCUGAAGGGAUAUUAUGUACAAUUUGCUCUCGUUCUAGAGUAAAUUGAGCUAUGUUCUCGUUUAUAAUAAUAAAAUUAUAUGCUAUGGCAGGAAUAUAAUGAUAGUUUGUUUCU
Molecule: messenger RNA, 2455 nt
Organism: Ziziphus jujuba (common jujube)
Lineage: Eukaryota; Viridiplantae; Streptophyta; Magnoliopsida; Rosales; Rhamnaceae
Product: cucumisin
Biological process (GO): proteolysis
Molecular function (GO): serine-type endopeptidase activity
Source: RefSeq, a predicted model, not a curated record